AUGACUUCGACCCAGCACGACCACAUAGUCCUUCUCGUCGACACUUCAUACUUCGAGAACCUGCCCAGCUGGGUCACGGACAACUUCACCGUGACUCAAGGAGGCUACCACGACGGUCAAGCAUCUCGCAACAAGCUAGUCAUCUUCGCCGAUGGCAGCUAUCUGGAAUUCUUCAACUGGUACGACACACCACCGUCUCUCGACGAUGAGAACUUGCCGAUGAGGUUCUGGGGCUCUAAGCGCCCGGGACUCAUCGACUUCGCAAUCACCGACACUUCUCAUUCGGCCGAAGAGUCCGUGGACGCAGUCAAUGAACGACUCUCUGAGGAGCCCAUCUCGGAUGCCGGCCUCGGUAUCAAAUUCGGGAAACCAGUGGCAGGAUCACGCAAGAAAGGCGACGGCGUGGAGAUCGCAUGGAAAGUCACACGACCGGAAUUCUUCCAAGGCGAGAAGACACCCAGCCAAGAGCUCUUCGUCGACGGCAGAGUCGACGUCCCGUUCUUCUGCCACGACACCACCAAGCGAACCGACAGGGUGCCGUUUACCGACGAGAAGAAGACGACGCAUCCUUGCGGUGCUACGGGCAUUGCUGCUUGCGAGGUUCUCGUACCCGGGGACCUGCUGGCUGAGUACGCUUCCUUGUAUUCGAAAAUCAUCGGCUCAAAGGCCGAGCCUUCUGACGACCAGAGGCCGUACACUUUUGACAUCGGAGUGCCUCAUGGAUCUCAGCGUGCUGCGGUAGUGGUGCGUGCAGCUGAGAGCGAGCGAGAUGUCAGACACAUGCAUUCGCGGGGGAUUGGCUUCUCUGAUCUUGUCUUAACCACCAGCUCUGCCGGUCCAGGCGGCAAUCAGAGACGUCCAUUGGGUUCUGAGGGUAUCGAGUCCACGAUCUGGCUGGAGAGAUGA
Saxophila tyrrhenica is the source of this 906-nucleotide messenger RNA. RefSeq lists its product as uncharacterized. The transcript has a single exon. The coding region runs from base 1 to 906 and encodes 301 amino acids. The record is from RefSeq and is a predicted model, not a curated record. NCBI's taxonomy places the organism in Eukaryota, Fungi, Ascomycota, Dothideomycetes, Mycosphaerellales, Extremaceae.